UCCUCCCCGCGCCCGCUACCUUCUGCCGCCGAGCCAGGCUCCCCCGGUCCGCCGCAGAGCUUCUUCCCGCAGACCCGGCGGCACCUCGUUGGGUACCGGGAGGCAGCUCCGGUCCCCGGCAUCCAGGAUUGAGUGCGAUCUCCUGCGGAUGACGACUCCUUCAGCGAGAAUUUAGUGAAAGAAAAUCGCUCGGAGAUUUCAGAAUAUGUGGCAGGGACCCUAAUGUCAGCAUCCUGGAAGUAGAACGCACAGAAGAUCUGUGUCUCACACCACAGACAGGUGCAGUGUGUAGCCGGGGCAGCACACAGGAAGGAAGCUCUGAGGAGGAGGCGGCGCGGCAGCGUGCCUCUCCGGCUGUGGAUUUGCCCGGUGGCAACCCCCAGGCUGCACAGGAUGUGGCCGGGGAGUCACCUCGGCAUGCACAGCAGCCGGUCGCAGCUGCCCCCCGCCCGGACCCUCCACUCACCAUUCCAUCCACCGUGCCACUGCAGGAGAGCGAGGACCCAGCAUUCCUUGGCAUGGAGAACGCCACGCCAACACCGCUGCCUGAGUCUCUCCCCAUCGGCUGCGACUCUAAGGACAGCGUCUCAGAUGAAGGUGCGAGAUCCUUGCCCACAUCCCUCACUGAUGACCGUAGCUCCUCGGACGAGAUGCAACGGCCUCCGGCUCCCCUUUGUCCGCCUCUUGCCCCAGAUACAAAGUUCGACAGCACAGCGCAAGAGCUGCGACAUGAGUCACAAACUGAUGCAGAGAAAAGCCAAUCAAAUUGUGACACGGACCAGAUUCAACCACUUGGAGAAGCUGCAGGACUUCUGGCUGUCUCAGAGAAGCAGUCCAACAGAUUGGAAUAUAAACCAGAGACUGGAACAAAUGUGGAAACUGUUGGAAAUGGGCAGAAAGUCGGGAAUAUUCUCCCACAGACCUCAUCUCAAAUCUGUUCCACAGCCUCAACUUCCUCUGUCCCACACUCGGACGCUGACAGCUCAGGACAUGGCGCUGUGGAGCAGCCGGACGGGGACUCACUCCUCCACACAGACCGCCAUAUCCCCCCGUCAGGUGCUGCGUGGCAAGCUGCUGGUCACCAGGACUCAAAACCUCUGCUCCCAUCUCCUGACAGCAGUGAGAUUAAACAAACUGACGCAUCAAAAACACAACCUGAAAUCAUCAAGACGAUCUCGGAUGAUCCUCGAGAAAAUGCUUUUGAAUCAGUUGAGACAUUUGACCGUGUUACAGCGCUUCUUAAAACUUCUGACAGUGAAUCGCAACCUCCAUCAGCUGAACUACUUGAGACCCCAGAGGCAGGAGACACACCUCAUGGAUUACACACUUCUGGAGACGCAGGCUUAUUGUCCAGUAACGCCGCCGGGAGAGAAGACGGCGACCUCCAGACGAGCUGUGACUCUCUUGGGGGAGAGCGGGUUGAGAGCAGCACACGGGAAGAACCCUCGGACGCUGUCGUCUCCUCGUCUGACUUCACAAUGCUGCCAGAGAGUUCUCCCACCCAGGAUAGUCCCUCAAAACCCUCCGCUGCCCCUCCCCGGUUUGAUAGCAGCAUAGUAAUCUCCCUGCAGGCGGGGCAGGUUGUUGAAGCAGAAACCUCCCCCCCCUGUGAUCAGCUCCCACCAACACAGACACCUCCGGCUGCUGAGCCGGGAGACGCUCAAGAAAUGGUGGUUGUCCAGGAGGAGGCUCAUAUCAACGAGGACUGGUCCAACGUGCACCUGAAGCAGAGCUACAUCACACAGCCAGAGGAGGGUGGAGUCUGUGAAGCUGCCCUGGUCACCCAGCUGAGCUCUGAAUCAAAGCUGUAUGAAGAACGGGUGGAGGCAGACGUGGAGUUGGACUCCCAGCCGGUGGAGGUGUACGAGUUCUGUGGCCUGGUGGAGGAGGUUGCCGAGGAAACGGUCUGUGCCAGCGGCAGCGUUCAGAUGCCUCACUCCCCGGGAUACGAGGUGAACCUUUUCAACGCGCUACUGGAAAACUCUGAGGAGUUUAACGUCAAACAGGACUUGGAGUUGCACCUCGGACCCUCCAUUCACACAAUCAAUGACAGUGACACUAUCAUCAUUUCCCAGCAGCCCUUGCCUUCAGCACAUGAUGCAAAUCAACUGCAGGAUCUCUCAAACAGUAAUUCCCAUAAUUUGUCCUUACAAAGCAUGAGGGUAGCUAUCAGACAGCAUUUGGUAUUAGACGCUAACCAAGCUGCUCAAGUGGCAAACUCCAGUGAGGUUUGUUUAGUUGAAGUAGCUGCCGGGACGUCGGACUCAUUCACUGUAGAACAAGGAAGCACGAGUGCACAAAUUGUGACGACUUGUCCGCAGCUCAGUGCGACACUUUCAGACCAAACAGAGGUGAGUGAUUCUCCUGAAAUUCAAACAGCUCCCCAGAAACAGGAAGCUGAAGCAACAGUUGGCUCUUUAUCUCUCACAUCCCCAGUGGUCACCGGUGAGGAUGUGUCGAUGCAAUCAUCUGCUGCUGUUCCAGUGCACGUUUCUCAUGUAGAGAAUCAGCCCUCUCUAAUACACACCCCAGGAGUCACUGUUGUAAACGCCACAAAGCUUGAGGCCUGUGUCUCUUCACGUGAAGGGACAGUAGAAGCCUCUUCUUUGACACAAGCUGCAUCACAGAGUAUUCACAAUGCCGCUGUGCCCACAGAAACCAAACCAGAGGCUUUCCACACCUCUCGCUCCUCUAGUUCUAUAGAUCCAAAGCUGCUCCUGCUCAAACCAGGAGGAAUAUCUCUCCUGAAAUAUCCAUCCUCCCUUUUGUCACAGGUGUCCAAGCAACAAAAUGUGUCCGGCAAGUUGGCCAGUGCCCGCGGUGCCCUGCCCGGCCCGGUGUCUGAGGAGUGCCUUGCCCAAACUGACUCAGCAGCAGCAGGUUCUUUCUGUGCGUCCGUGGCUCUUAGCAGCCGGGACCAUCAGGCCACAGCAGCUCUGCCUGUGGAGGUGCAGCCGUCUGCGAGCAGUCACAUCACAUUACACCGUGAGCAGACCCCCACACACAAAUCUGACAACGAGGCCUUAACUCUAACUAAAACGUCAACAACUGAAUCUGUGACCCAAGACACCACCCCACCUAGAACCCCCCACACCCUUCACAUGCUCGAAGGGUCCGAGGAAAGGAUAGCUGUGUCGUCCAGCAGCCCCAAUGACCCCAUCAGCCAACCUGACUCCAUGGACGUGGAGGACGAGAGCGAGGACAUGGACCAGGACGACCAGACGGGAGACGCUGAGGCUCAGGAGGGAACCUCAGGACAGGUCAGCAGCCCCGAGGAGGCCAGCGACGAAGAACCCGACGCUGACAAAACAGAGAGUGAAAUGAACACUUCCAGCUCAUCACACAUGGUACGGGAAUGGAUCGCAGAGAGGGUCGCCGCCAAUUCCUCCCCCGUCUCCCCGUCCACCUCCUCCUCCCACCCCCCCAGCACCUCUCCCACUUCUGAUUGGGCACUUGCACGACGAGACAAGUCCUCACCUCUCCGGGGUCCGAGUGGCAAGUUUGUCUCUCCUGGAACCGCCGGUAGCUACAGUCCAUCCUCUGUGUCUCCUGAUCCGACCACUCCUCAGCGACCCCGUGGCGAGCGUCACACAGACAUGGCCGAGCAGGCGAAACAUGAAGCGGACAUUGAACAUCGAACCCAGGCAUUCAAGCGAGAGGGCUUCUGGUCGAUGAAGCGUCUCACCCGCCUGACCGAGCCGACACGACCCAAAGUGCAGUGGGACUACCUGUGUGAGGAGAUGCAGUGGCUCUCUGCUGACUUCGCCCAAGAGAGGCGAUGGAAGAGAGGGGUGGCUCGAAAGGUGGUUCGGAUGGUGAUGCGACACCAUGAGGACCUGAGGCAAAAGGAAGAAAAGGCCAAGAGAGACGAGCACGCUAAAAUAAGAAGAGUUGCAUCUUCCAUCGCAAAGGAAGUGCGAGCUUUCUGGAGCAGUGUGGAGAAGGUGGUGCAGUACAAGCAGCAGUCCAGAUUGGAGGAGAAGAGGAAGAAAGCUCUGGACCUCCAGCUGGACUUCAUUGUUGGCCAGACGGAGAAGUACUCGGACCUCCUCAGCAAGUCGCUCGCUCCCAGCAGGCCGGCGGAGACUGUGGUCGUGACCCCCCCAAAACCUCAAGCGCCUCCUGCUGAGGAGGAUGAUCGGGACUUUGAGCCUCCGUGUGAGGAAGAGGAUGACGAGGAGACGUUGGACGUGGAGGAGCAGCAGGAGGGGAAUGAUGCAGAGACCCACAGGAGGGAGAUCGAGCUGCUGAAGGAGGAGGGCAUGCUGCCCUUGGACCAAUUACUCAGCACCCUCAAACUGCCUCAGAAUCAUUGUACUUCGAAGGAGACGGUCUCAGAAGAAGAAUGUUCUGAUGAAACUUGUUCAUCAAUGGAGGAGGAAGAUGGGGAAUUCACUGCCAAUGACGAGGAUGCCGAGGAUGAAGAGGACACCAUAGCCGACCAGGAGAAGGUGGAAGGAAACCUAAAUCAUGCCGAGGAGCUGGAUGAUCUCGCUAAAGAAGGCGACAUGAGUGUGGAGGAGCUGCUGGAGAAGUACAAAGGAGCUUAUGCCUCCGACUUCGAGGCCCCUUCUGCUUCUGGCUCUAAAGCGAGCUCCGAUUCUGAGGUGUCUGGUGAUGAAGAGGAGGAGACUGAAGAAGAUGAGAGUGAUGUUGAAAGCAACUCUUCCUCCUCAGAUUCACAAGGAGACAGUGCUGAGAAUGACGAGAGUGAGAAGGAAGCAGAGGAGGAGGAGGAAGAGGAGGAGGAGGAGGGUGAUGACUGUGGAGAUGAAGGGAUGGAGGUCCUGCUAAAGGAGGGAGAUACCACCCCACCUUCGACUACUGCGCGACCGAAGAAAGAAAUCAGUCACAUCGCUGCGACUGCAGAGAGUCUGCAGCCUAAAGGCUACACUCUGGCCACAGCGAAGGUCAAGACUCCCAUCCCGUUCCUGCUUCACGGCACAUUACGAGAAUACCAGCACAUUGGACUCGACUGGUUGGUCACCAUGUACGAGAAGAAGCUUAAUGGUAUUCUGGCCGAUGAGAUGGGUUUGGGUAAAACCAUCCAGACCAUCGCGCUGCUCGCUCACCUCGCCUGUGAGAAAGGUAACUGGGGGCCUCACCUUAUCAUCGUCCCCACCAGUGUGAUGCUGAACUGGGAAAUGGAGCUGAAGCGCUGGUGUCCCGGGUUUAAAAUCCUCACGUACUUUGGCAGCCAAAAAGAGAGGAAGCUGAAGAGACAGGGCUGGACGAAACCUAAUGCUUUCCACGUGUGCAUCACGUCAUACAAGCUGGUGCUCCAGGAUCACCAGGCCUUCAGACGCAAGUCCUGGCGCUACCUGAUCUUAGACGAGGCUCAGAACAUCAAGAACUUCAAGUCUCAGCGCUGGCAGAGUCUGCUGAACUUCAACAGCCACCGGCGACUGCUGCUGACAGGGACUCCUCUGCAGAACAGCCUGAUGGAGCUGUGGUCCCUCAUGCACUUCCUGAUGCCCCACGUCUUCCAGUCCCACCGCGAGUUCAAGGAGUGGUUCUCCAACCCGCUGACGGGAAUGAUCGAGGGCAGCCAGGAGUACAACGAGGGCCUGGUCAAGAGGCUCCACAAGGUGCUGAGGCCCUUCCUGCUCAGGAGGAUCAAGAUCGAUGUCGAGAAGCAGAUGCCAAAGAAAUAUGAACAUGUGGUUCGCUGUCGCCUCUCCAAGAGACAACGGUUCCUCUACGACGACUUCAUGGCACAGGCCACGACCCGGGAAACGCUGGCUAGUGGUCACUUCAUGUCUGUGAUCAACAUCCUGAUGCAGCUUCGCAAAGUGUGCAACCACCCCAACCUGUUUGACCCCCGACCCGUCCAGUCCCCCUUCAUCACCAAGCCCAUCGUGUUCCACACCGCCUCGCUGGUGCAGGACGCCCUGGAGGUGGCUCCUCUACAGCGCUGCGACCUGUCUGCGUUUGACCUCGUCGGUUUGGAAAGCCGUGUGACCCGGUACCAGGCAGAUGUGUUCCUGCCGCGCCACAAGGUCAGCCGCCAACUUAUCCAGGAGGUUUUGGAGUCUCCUGAGCCCCCCCCCAGACCCAAACCAGUUCGCAUGAAGGUCAACAGGAUGUUCCAGCCGCCUCCUAAAGGUGAUAAUAGAUCGUUGCUGCUGAUGAACAAACCGACCUGCUCCGUGCCUCCUGCAGCUCAAACCCUCAAACCUCCUCCAGUGACCGAGCUCUCCUCAACUCCUGCUCACGCUCCCGUCGUUCAACAAGUGGUGUGUUCUGUGGCCUCCGCCCCCCCUCCCCGCCCAGCCAUGCAUCCUGUGGCUCAGACUGCAGUGAGGUCCAGCACGCCCAAGCCCGUGCUGACCGUACGCCCCCCCACUGUUCCCUGCACCGCCAGCAUUCCUUCUCAUCCCAGUCCGAACCCCAGCACCAUCAUGUCUCAGAGGGUCCUGCUCAGUCCAGAUAUGCAAGCCAGGUUACCUUCCGGGGAGGUGGUGAGUAUAGCCCAGCUGGCGUCCUUGGCAGGUCGGCCUGUGUCGUCGUGUCAGGGCAGUAAACCCGUCACCUUCCAGCUGCAGGGCAACAAGCUGACUCUGUCCGGAGCUCAGAUCCACCAGGUCCCUGCAGCUUCUCCACGGGCUGUUCAAGGAAAUGUGGUUCACCUGGUGUCCAGCGGGGUGCAGCACCACCUCAUCACCCAGCCGGCUCAGGUUCAGCUACAGAGCGCUGCCAACGCCCACCCUGCAAACACGCCCUCUACCGCGCCUCCUGCAAACCGCCUUCCUCACAACGCCUCCGCAGUGCCCUCGUCCAUCGUGAGCAGCGCCGGCGUCGUGAAGAUCGUUGUGCGUCAGUCAGCAGGCAAGGAGGGCGGGCCGGUGCCCACCCUGGCCGUGGCCCCUUCCCCCCGUGUUGUUCCCCUGGCUCCCCCCUCCCUGCACGCCCACGCCAACUCACCCACUGUCAGAAACACUGCUACGCUGCAAAUUACCCAGCGCACCCCUGGUCCCGCUACUGCCCACUACACCAUAGCUCCUCCCAGAAACCCCGGCUCCGCCCUGAACCAGCCCCAACUCCCCCGCCCUGUCCUCAAAGUAGUGCAGCCUCCUCCACCAAGCACAGAGAAGCCAGCUCCGGUGACGCCCUCGUCCUCUGCACCCAAGUCUUCAGCCGCGGCAGGUGACAGCGGCAGCGGCAGUCAAACACCUGCUGCCACCAAGUCCAGGCAGAGUGCCAAAGUCUACCCCCCACCCCGGAAAGUGCCUCGCCCUCCCCCCCGCUCUCCUUUCCACAUGUCGUGGCUGGCCGAGAGACACAAGCAGCAGCACAGCAGCCGACUGGACUUCAUCAUCCGAGCCAACGAGCAGCACUGCAGAGCCAAGCCCAUGUACGGCCGGGAGGUUCUGAACUUUCUGACGUUCCUCCCCGGUGCCAGUCCCUCCCCGGCCGCUCUGAGCUCUCGGGGGGAGUGGGGCCGGUCGGGUCACAGCAGCUGUCUGUUCGCACAGCGGCAGAACAAAUACGACUACUUGUGCCAGAGUCUCGCCGUGAGGGCGGCCAUCCAGGGCACCGAGGACCGGCUGGAGCAGCUGAGUGGAAUGAUCGACAGGUUUACAUUCUCGAUUCCCCCUGUAGAGGCUCCUCCCAUCUCCAUGCACUCCUGCCACCCUCCUCCCUCUCUGAGCCACAAGCAGGUGGUCUUCUCCUCCGCUCUGUCGACCCAGGUCGCUCCGCUCACUCGCAGCCUGCAUCGCAUCCAGUGUUACAUGAGGACGCAGUUCCCAGAUCUGAGGCUCAUACAGUACGACUGUGGAAAGCUUCAGACUCUGCACACUUUGCUGCGGAAGCUGAAGACAGGAGGCCACAGGGUUCUGAUCUUCACCCAGAUGACGCGGAUGUUAGACGUGCUGGAGCAGUUCCUCAACUACCACGGACACAUCUACCUCCGCCUGGAUGGCAGCACCCGUGUGGAGAUGAGACAGUCCCUCAUGGAGCGCUUCAACGCAGACCGUCGCAUCUUCUGCUUCAUCUUGUCGACUCGCAGCGGGGGGGUCGGGGUGAACCUGACCGGCGCCGACACUGUGGUCUUCUACGACAGUGACUGGAACCCGACCAUGGACGCCCAGGCUCAGGACCGCUGCCAUCGCAUCGGUCAGACACGAGACGUCCACAUCUACAGGCUGAUCAGUGAACGCACAGUGGAGGAGAACAUCUUGAAGAAAGCCAACCAGAAGAGGAUGCUGGGAGAUAUGGCUAUUGAAGGAGGAAACUUCACCACUGCCUUCUUCAAACAGCAAACCAUCCGAGAUCUGUUUGAUAUGAACGAGGGAGAGAAACGCGAGGCGGCGGUGGAGCUCGCCGUGCCGCAGCCGGAGGAAGAGGAAGGAACCAACAAGCAGAGCACCACCAUCCUGGAGCAGGCCUUGUGUCGGGCCGAGGACGAGGAGGACAUCGUAGCAGCUUCUCAGGCCAAAGCAGAACAGGUGGCAGAACUGGCCGAGUUCAACGAGAACAUUCCUCUGGAUGACGGAGGCGAGCAGGAGGAGGUGGAGGAGCUCUCCAAGGCCGAGCAGGAAAUAGCUGCUCUGGUGGAACAGCUCACCCCCAUCGAACGCUACGCCAUGAACUUCCUGGAGGCUUCGUUGGAAGAUGUUUGUAAAGAGGAGUUGAAGCAGGCCGAGGAACAAGUGGAGGCUGCCAGGAAGGGGCUGGACCAGGCCAAGGAGGAGGGCCUCAAGCUUCACGCUUCAUCUGAGGAAGACGAGGACGACUUCCUAUCACCGCCAGCGUCCGUGGAGCCGGCCCACCCCGCCCCCGCUCGCCGGGGGCGUAAACCCAAGGACAAGGACAAGGUCGUGACCUCUACGAGGACCAGCGGUCGACUCCGUGGGGCCUCGCCCGAGACGGAGCCUGAGCCCACGACCCCCAGAGACCCGCCUGAAAGACCCCGCCCUGGUCAGAGGACUUCUGGACGGGGGGCCGCCAAAGACACCAGUUCCGUGUCCGCCCCCCCGAUCCGCACAGAUAUAAAACCCUCCUCAUCGACCAAACUCCACGACUCCGCCAAACCGUCAAAAGCUUCAUCCCCUGCCAGAGAUAACCAGGCCACCAAAACCAGGACUCUACCAAACCGCUCCCAUCCCGGUCCAGUGCCUUCGCCGCCCACAGGCUGCCCCCCCCCCGGAGGGAAACCGCAGGGUGCCGUAGAGACCGACGGGAAAAGCUCCAAAGCAAGCAGAGAGGAGAAGGAGAAGGAGGGCGAGGACGAGAGCAGAGAGUCUGAGCCGUCGCUGGAAUCCAUCUGUCCCGUGGAACAGACCAAAGAGGAGGACGGCAAAGAUCUCCACGCCAUGUGCCCCCCCUCCACCAGCGCCAGGUCGCCUCGCAAGCGUCAGUCAGCCGACGGUGAAGUCCUGCGCGGCCUCGUUGAAGAUUCUCCGUCGGCCAAAGUCCUGCGGAAGCUUCCAGGGCGGCUGGUCACGGUGGUGGAGGACAAGGAGCCGAGGAGGAGGAGGCGGCGUGGGAGUGGCACCGGAGGAGGAGCUUCCUCAGAGGAGGCGGCGGCGGUGGAGGACGCCACGGCUGCUCCUGUCGACGAAUCAAACAAAGACACUACUUCACCGAGUCCUGACGGCAAAACUAAAGCGUCUGCUCCUCAGGAACCAGACCCUGUCCCGGCUCCACCUGCCCCCCCCCAGCCGCCCGUCAGAACCUAUCCUCCUUAUUCCCCCUCCCAUCAUUCUCCCGACAUGCCGGUGCUGAGGAACCUGCCGGUGCGGCGCAGGUUGGAAACUGAAUCUCGCAUGGCGGCUCAGCUGGGGGAGCAUCUGGGUCGAGGGCGGGGGGGAAACCAGUCCAGAAGAUCGGACCCGGCUCCGGGCAAAGACCCCACGUCCUCCUCUGCAGACUCCAACGUGAACUCUCUUGUGACGCCGUUGAAAAGAAAGAGGGGCCGGCCCCCGAAGACCAACCUGAAGUUACCGGAGCACGACCACACGGCGAGCCCGACCUCCACGCCCACGUCGCCGAGCGAGGACGGGAACGCUCCUCUGUCCCCCAAGCGCAAGAGAGGCCGUCCCAGGAAAGACUCCACGACCACGUCAGAGACAGUUACUGAGGGACAGAACUCUAAAAAAGAGACGACCGCUCCGGAUGUUUCUGGUUUAUUAAAACCUGACGCUGGCGCAGAGAUAACGGCGCCGACUCCCGUCACGUCUGAUGUUCUCACGGCUGCUGCUGUGGUCACGAGUCUGACGCCUCCGUCUCCCUCGGCUGAGAAGACCGACACUAAGACGCAGGUUUCAGCCCCAGUUUCACCUCCUGCUCCAACACCAGCUCCAGCCUCCACAGGAAAAACCACUGGAGUCUCCGCCCCCGUCCAAGCUCCGCCUGCACCCGAGGUGACCCCUCCCCUCCCGACUGCUGCCUCCUCAUCAGCCUCAACCCAAGUUACGGCUUCAGUCCCGAGUUCUUCUCCCCUCACACCUGCUACCACGACUCCACCUGCAGUCUCCUCAUCUCCACCAGAUGUGAAAGCAACACUUCAAGCUCCUAAUGCUCCUAAAGAUCCAAAACCUUCAGGUUCUACAUCUUUGAAAACAUCUGGACCAGCGGCUGUCCAGACCACCACCGUUUCCCAAGCUGCUGCUCCGACACUCCCAACAACGACGGUGAAACCAGCUCCAGCAUCGGACCCGAUCCCGGUCCCGGUCCCGGUCCCGACGACCACAGCAGCUUCUGCACCAGCACCAGCAGCCUCCACUACAGUGAACCCAGUCACAACAACUAAAACAACUGCUGCAAAGGUCUCGCCCCAAGCUGCUGCUCGGCCGCCGCCCACAACCAUCACGCCAACAUCUGUCCCAGCUCCAAGCUCAUCAACUUCACUAAAACCGACCGCAACAGCGCCCCCUGCUGCAGCAACGACUCUGACAGCAACAGCAGCCAAACCGGUCCCAACGUGUCCAUCAAAACCAGGAUUAACUGGGACGUCACCUCCAGUAACAACAACACAAACCAGUGCAUCCAACCCCACAACCACUAUGACGACAACAACUCUGGUUAAAACUGUGCAAACAAGCUCAUUAAACACAACACAAUCCACUACUGAAGCUCCGCCCACCUGCCCAGCGAGGCCGGGCAGCGCUUCUACAACGACUCCCGAUGUCACCACGUCUCCAGCCAGUGAAGCUCCAUCUCCCCCCGCCCGAACCAGUGUGACAACCACCAAAGUCCCAACCAAACCAGUGCAAGAUGCUGAGCAGGCAGAUCUGACCUCAGAGGCCGACCCGUCCCCGACAUGUGACCCUGCUCCUGGUCCGGCGCCCGCCAGCGUCGCCAAAACCUCCGAAGCAACGACGGCGGCAAAGUCUUCAUCAACUCCAACAGAAACACCUGCAGAAGAAGAAGCUUCCUCCAAAGAACCGGCUUCUGCUACAACUGCAGAAAAGACUGAAAAGAUCGAACCCACGAUUCAAUCCUCCCCAGAUGAGUCGGCUACAGAUACUGAGACAAACAUCCGAGACUCCGUGACCUCCGUGACCUCCACGACCUCCACGACCUCCACAACCUCCACCGCUCCUGCUCCAGUCACCGCAUCUGAAUCAGCUCCUUCUGUGUCCACCUCCCAAACGCCUGCAGCCCCUUCCCCCCAAACACAAACCCCUGCGUCCGAGAGCGUCUCCACAGAGGGGUCCGCUCAGAGAGAGACCCCCGAGCAGGACCCUUCAUCUGAGGAACCAUCUGAGGAACCAUCUGAGGAACCAUCUGAGGAACCAUCUGCAGAGUCCAAACGGAAGGCGUGUACAUCUGAAGGUCACUGUGAGAUGGACGUAGGUUGUGAAGAGGCUGAAGAGCAGGAGGACGCAAACCUGGACAUCGAGUCUCAACCUAAAAGGAAGAAGGUGGAGACCAAAGAGUCAGAGAAGAAGGGAACAGGAGGAGAAGAGAAGAAUCCAACAGAGUCUCAGAAAGAAGAAGAACCGCUGGCAGAGGAAACGACUGACAAACGGAAAACUCCCAAACAGAAAAGACCUCUGAGCCGCCAGAGCAGCCAGGAGUCCUCGCACUCCUCCUCACCUUCAUCAGGAGGCUCCUCCUCCACCCUCACCCGUCACGCCCACCACAAGAGGACGUACGAGAACCGACUUCCUGCCAAAAAGAGACGAGUGGACGUCACCUCAGAGUCCGGGAACGAGGAGACCAAGGAAAAAAACGUGAAACAGAAAAACGCCGAUCAGGAGCACGCCGCCCCCCGGAGGAGGCGCUCCAGGUCUGACUCCUCCUCCUCCUCCUCGGACUCUGAUAAAAGCGACCGCAGCAAGGAGCACCGGUUGACCCGCUCGGCCAAGCGCCGGCUGCAGGACCAGGAGAAGGAGGAGGGAAACCACCGGUCGGGAAAGAGAGCGGCGCGCAGCUCUGAGAGAAACGCGUCCAACAACACCAACACGUCCACCGGGGGGGAGUCCGGCAGCGACACGUCCUCAGUCCCGACCAACAGGAAGUCCACCGGAGCAGCCAGCACCCCCCCGCCCGAGCCCGAGGUCCUGGGGAAGAGAUGCUCGGCUCUGAACGCGGCAGCGAAGCUUCUGGCGAUGAAAGGCCGAGUGGACACGCCCGGCCACACCCCUCGGAGAGACCCCUCGGCGAAGACCCCCGGGACGUCUCCUGCCGCCGCGGCCGACAGGAACCAGAAGCUCAAAAACAAGAGUGUGCCUGCGUCUCCUCAGAACUCCGUCGCUAACAACAGAAGCACCGGCAGCAAACACUCCUCGGCCAAUCAGGCGAGCCGGCCGGCGUCCCGCUCCACCAGGCAGUGCCCCGGCUCGCUGGUCCCGCCCCUGGACCUGGAGUACAAGAGGGCCAAGCCCGAGGAGAAGGAGCGGGCGAGUCGGAGGUCAUCGAGGGGAAAGGAAGGCGAGGCGGAGUCUCUGUCCCGCGGCCACAGCGCCUGCAGCAGCGCGAGCAGCGGGGGGGGGGGCGACGACGGCGGCAGCAGCAGGAGUCGCAGCAGCAGCGUCAGCAGCCGACGCACCCACAGCGUCAGCUCGCACAACACGGAGCGCCGAGGCUCCCGCGGCGCCUCGUCCGGCAGCGAGCGCGAGCGCGGCCGCAGCUCGGACCGGGCGAAGAGACGGGACAAGAAGGACAAGCGGGGGGGCCAGCAGAGGGAGGGCCGGCCGGAGACCAGGAGGUCGCAGAGGCUCUCGCAGGAAGUGACCAGCAGCUCGGGGACGGAGGGGACGCCGGACCGGGUCCUGCGCAGCGUGGCGGCUCUGGCGGCGGUGCAGGCGCGCUCGCCGGCCGCCAGCACGCGCUCGUCCGCGAGUCAACAGCGUCACAACAAGACCUGACCGCACGCCACAGGGACGCAUGAGUGUUGUUGCAGAGCAAGAUGCGAGAGCAUGUCAUGACCUUCACGGUUCCUGCUUGUCUGCACUCGGGCGCCUGACGGGCCGCGGACGCCAGGGACCGAACCGACCGGCCUCCUGGGCCCCCCCCCCCUCCCCAAUUGGAGCUGGUCCCCUCGCCAGCUCAGCUAUUGUCAGCUGGGGGACGGCUCAGGGGCCGAGACUGAAAAGGCGGCGCCGUCAUCGUGCGUCUGUGACAGUGCUGGUGGCGUGAUGAGCUCACCACGGGGACUGGAGGGGACAAAGGUGCAGGAGGAAAUAAAAAGGCAAGUUGUUAGUUCACAUUAUGUACUGUAAUCAUUAAAGACUGGAACGCUCAGAUCUUAUGUGUUGAGACGGGAUAAUACAGCGCCCCCUGGUGGGCUGACAAAUGAACAGUCAUUUGUGUGACAUUAAAACCUUUGGAGCGACCAGUUGUAUUGUACGUUGGAGGUUUUAGAAGGUUUGGUUUCGAACACUCGGUCCGCUGUCCGGACUGUUUCUUUGUAGUCAGUCGAUAAGUUAAGCAUAUUUUAUUAUUUCUUCCAGGGUGUUAGGAAGAGAACAGAUCUGUCAAUGUGAUCUCUGCUGCCCUCUGCUGGAGCUUGUCUUUGCUUGGGGCCCCUUUUCCAUGUCGACUUCUGUUCCGUGGAUUCCUUCUUUAAUCCAGCCUUGCAUUUCUCAUUUGCACACCUGGCCCUGGGCUUCUGGGCACAUCGUGGUUUAAUCAUUGUUUUAUAUCAACUCCCAGUGACUCGGGUUAGUUCCUCGGAUCUCGUGUUGUGUCACAAAAACGCUCGUAAAAGAAUUAAUUGAAUUUGCAAAUCGUCUCUAAAGACUUUACACAUCCUGACAAAUUCCAAAUCUUCCCGACGGUGUUUAUUGUCAUGUAUUUAUACUGAAAGGGCAAGAAAAUGAUGUAGAAAUUAAAGAGUGCCUCUGUGGCCGAAUGGGUUUGAACCUGAUUGCCUUGUGAAGCCGGG
Limanda limanda (common dab) is the source of this 14338-nucleotide messenger RNA. It is a transcript of the gene srcap, whose product is annotated as Snf2-related CREBBP activator protein. Gene Ontology annotation, cellular component: Swr1 complex. The record is from RefSeq and is a predicted model, not a curated record. The transcript has 33 exons. Bases 519 to 13319 code for a protein of 4266 amino acids. NCBI's taxonomy places the organism in Eukaryota, Metazoa, Chordata, Actinopteri, Pleuronectiformes, Pleuronectidae. Gene Ontology annotation, molecular function: DNA binding; ATP-dependent chromatin remodeler activity; histone binding.